This is a messenger RNA of Pyricularia oryzae 70-15, 2870 nucleotides long. RefSeq lists its product as uncharacterized. Bases 1 to 2670 code for a protein of 889 amino acids. Gene Ontology annotation, molecular function: protein binding. The transcript is spliced from 2 exons. NCBI's taxonomy places the organism in Eukaryota, Fungi, Ascomycota, Sordariomycetes, Magnaporthales, Pyriculariaceae. The record is from RefSeq and is a predicted model, not a curated record.
AUGUCCCAAACUUCAACUCAGCCGCCGGCCACCGCCGAUGGCAUCAACUUCGUUCACGUGGAACAGUGGGCUCCGUCGCAUGGAUAUCACGACUCGAUGGCGUCGCUGUUGAACUAUAUCCAAACCAAGCAGAUGAGUCCCGCCAAAUCAGUCCGACAAGCAGCACCACAACCACUCCAACGGCAGAGGCAGGCAUCGAAACCCAAGGCGGUAACACGGAAGCAACCUUCAGGCUCCGGGCUCCUGACGAGCUCGAAACCGUCACACAGGCCGUCCCGACCAAAAGCCAACAUCUCUUGCCGUCGAACCUCCACAACGGUGGUGAACCGCCCGCGCAUCCUCGACAAGCCCGAGAUCCAGGCCCUGCGCCACGACCUCAACCACAGACGCAGUCUGGGCAUAAGCAACAUCGCCACCAGCCUCAUGGCAGCCCGCGACCUGCACGCCGCCAUCGAAAGCCGGGACCUGGGCGCCGUGUAUGCCAUGCUGCGCUCGGGGGUGGACCCGAACCUGUCGCGCGGCGGUGUGGUCGUGACCAGCGCCUCGGGUCGGCCGUCGACCCCCACAGCGCCACGACGGCCCGCGGCAAAGACGGGCGUGGGCGUGACGCCGCUGCACCGCGCCUUCUCGGUCGGCUGCCUCGAGGCGGCCAUGUUUCUGGUGCUGGCGGGCGCGGACCUCGAGGCCACCAACGCGGCGGGCGAGACGGCCGUGGUGCGCGCCGUGCGCUGUGAGCUGCCCGACGACUUUGUCGCGCUGUGCUGCGAGCUGGGUGCCGUCGUUGACGCUGCCGACCGCUCUGGCCGCUCUGCGCUGCACUACGCCGCCGGGCUCGUGCAUCCGGAUGUAAGCUGCGGCACGGUCCUUGCGCUGGCUGACCACGGUGCGGAUUUGGAUGGGAGGGACGCUGAGGGCAGGGCGCCGCUGCAUGCGGCUGUGACUGCUGGCAGGGCAGAGGUGGUGCUGCAGCUGGUGGCGCGAGGGGCUGACGUUGAGGCUGCGCUGCCUGGCGGCGCGACGCCGCUGCACCUUGCUGUUCUUCGGCGGAAUGCUCAGAUCGUCAGGGUGCUGUGUGAGCAUGGCGUCGAUAUCAAUGGGCAGGAGGGCGUUAGUGGGAGUCCAGGGGGUGAUUCCAGGGGCACAGUCCCGAAAACACCACUUUUAUACGCCAUCGAAACAGGGUGCACUGAGAUCGUGCGGAUCCUGCUCACGCACGGCGCCGAUGUUAACAUGCGCAGUGUCAGCGGCGGCAGUGAUAGCAAUGGCGGCCCUACAAGUCGGAACCUAAGCAACAGCAGCACCACCAGCAAGGGCGGCAGCUCCACGCCAGCCAACCAGCCGAGCUCCUCGUCCCAGGCCGACUCCUUCCCUCUCCUCGCCGCAGCACGACUAGGCAACGCCGCCGUGGUCGACCUCCUGCUCGCACAGAACGCCGACCUUGGCCUCUCCGACGCGAACCGACAAACGGCGCUGCACGCGGCGGCGGCUCACAACCACAUCGAUGUCGUGAAGCGGCUGGUGGCGGCGGGCGCGGCGGUGGGGAGCUUGCGCGACGACGGUGCCACGCCUCUGUUGCUCGCCGUGCGGGCCGGCCACGAGGCGGUUGCGCGGUAUCUUCUCCUCGGACCGGCGCCUGCACCUGCUGAAAACCCAGCGGACGGGGUCGGUGCCUGUGCCCCAGGCCCAACGGCGCUGUGGCACGCGGUGGACCGCGGGCACCAUGAUAUCGCGAAGCUGCUUAUUGUAGACCGCGGCGCGGAUCCAUUGAGGGUCGUGGACGCUUGGGGGUCCACGCCGUUGCACCACGCGGCCACAAAGGGGUUGGAUGGGCUCUUGGAGCUUAUUCUUGACCGGAUGGUAGAGGGUCAUGAUGGCGGCGAGCAACCACGGGUGGCGUCAAGUACAUAUACUGGUGUUAGUAAUAGCCGCAGCGAAUACACACCCUCGUCAGGGGACGAGAAGAGGACUAAAGGAGUUGAGCCACCAACGGCUCAACAGACAACCACCUCCAAGCCGAAACCGGAACGCAAUCCAAGAAUACGGGAUAUAGGAGAAGCGAAGAAAGUUACAAAAGCAGUGACAGCGACAGAUAAAACCAUGGAACCAAACUCGACACCCUCCGAAAUAGCAAACGCAGAAGCGCAAACAUCCAAGCUGUACGCAUCUCUCCUGCUCGCUGCAGCUGAAGGCGGCCACCUCUCGACGCUCAAGCUGCUCCUCGCCCGCCGCGGCCCAGCCUCCGCCCUGACCGACCUGCAGAGCGCCCAAACCGCCAUUGGAGACGGGAUCCUAGCCGUGUCGACCGCGCACCCCGAGGUGCUGCGGUUUCUGCUUGGAUCCAAGAUGUCCGACGACGGCGGCGGGGGCAGUAGCAGCAUUAGUAUAUGGGCGGCAAUAUUGGGACGGGCCCGCCGGCCGCUCCUCGACGUCAACCACGGCAACCGACACGGGGCCACGGCUCUGCACUACGCGGCGCUCCGGGGCCACGUCGAGGGCGCGCGGGUGCUGCUGCAAAGGGGGGCCAGGCAGUUGGCGGUGACGGUGGAAAUCUACGAGGGCGGGCUGGACGACUAUGCGGACAAGAAGGAUUACAGGCAGGGUACCCCUGCGGGUCUGGCAAGGCAGAAGGGGUUUGAUACCCUAGCCGCCAUGAUUGACAAAUGGAGAUGAAACUUGACGUUUUAGAACAAGAAAACAAGAAGAAAAAGAAAAAGAAAAAAAAAGAAAGAAUGUUAGCCCGCACCUAGCCGUGUUGCGCGCAUAUACGGCACGGCUUCUCGCCAGGGAAUUUCGAUCUCCUAACAGCCGCCUUUUCCAAAUCAUUAGCCCCGAUCCCAUCACAGUGCAAUGUGUUACCUUUCCUACUUGCC